Messenger RNA from Polyodon spathula (Mississippi paddlefish), 5298 nucleotides. Its product is annotated as leucine zipper putative tumor suppressor 1-like. NCBI's taxonomy places the organism in Eukaryota, Metazoa, Chordata, Actinopteri, Acipenseriformes, Polyodontidae. The coding region runs from base 327 to 2228 and encodes 633 amino acids. The transcript is spliced from 4 exons. Gene Ontology annotation, biological process: regulation of dendrite morphogenesis; regulation of synaptic plasticity. The record is from RefSeq and is a predicted model, not a curated record. Gene Ontology annotation, cellular component: dendritic spine.
GGGCCACCUGCCAGAAAAUGUGUUUAUAUUAGAAUGUGAUUGUGCUCACAUCCAAGGAGAUGGGCUACAAGCAAGGACACACACACAGAAACUUCAACUGGAAAUAAGUCCGUCUGGGUUCAGCUAAAUUAAGUCCAGGAUCCGAACAAAACAACCCAUAAAAGUUUCCUGUCUUACUGCAGCUCUUGCGUGAACACCAUGGCUGAAGGUUCACCGGUGGAAGACGUGUUGAUGACUCACAGUGGCUAUGAAAGCGCUACAUCUAGUUCCCACUAAGGCAAAAACGGCUUCCUCUUUACGUUUGCGUUUCUUCGAGCCAAGAAAACAUGGGAAGCGUCAGUAGCCUGAUAGCAGGACACAGUUAUCACAGCAAGCACUGCCGGGCCUCUGAACACAAAGUGAAGAAGACAAGCAAGAAAUCGAGUCGCAGUGCCAACGGCCUUCUGAGGUAUGGUCUCUCCCAGGACUCCACCAACAACGCCACCAAAGCCAUCUCCAAACUGGGAAAAAGUGAGGACUUCUUUUAUAUCAAAUUGAGCCAUAAAACCAGAGUGCCCCACAAAAGCGAAGGUGUAAAACCGGCUAUCGGAGAGGAGGAGAAGAAAGCACAAGCUGGAAUGGAAGCUGUCGGCUCGACACCACCAAAACUGGUGCCAUUCUCCGGAAAACUCGAAAAGGGAACAGAAAAGGGUUUGAUACGGCCUACAGCAUUUAAACCAGUCAUUCCUCGGAAUAGCAAUUCCACUGUUCAUAUGUCAAUGGAAAGCCAUAAUAACUUGAACCAGGUUCACAACGGCAAACAACUCAGCCCUUCUGAGAAAACAAAGGACCAAGAUCAGAAGCAGGCAAACCACUCUGGGACCUUGUCAGACUCUGGCAGGAACUCCAUGUCUAGUAUCCCAACACACAGCACAACUGGCAGCUGCCAAACGGACAACCUCAGCACUUCUGCUGGCCUUCCGAACAGGUUUGGAGGGUCUGCCCAAAACAUGAACCAGACUAGAAACACAGGCACACCAGAUGACAGCAACAUUGUCAGCCUCAAGGUAAUGUCCUUCUCCGACUGUGGACAAUCUUCUUCUAGUGAGAGUGGACCUUCAGGGCAGGUGGACCAUUGUUCUGAAAACGUGACUUGCAUCCGGUCACCCAUCUCCACCGAUGAGGCCCUCAUCCUGAAGCUGGAGCAGAAACUGCUUGAGAAAGAUAGUGAGCUCCAGGACCUGCAGGUCAGUUUUGAGGAGAAAGAAACAGACACCUGUCAGUUCUUUGAGGAGAAACAGAAGUACUGUAAGGAGGAGAUGGAAGGGCUGAAGCAGAGAUGCUCAUCCAAGUUACGGCAGGUCUCCCAGAAGGCUGAGAGAGCUCAGCAGGUCAUGCAGCUCCAGAUCUUCCAGCUCCAGCAGGAGAAGAAGAAGCUCCAGGAUGAUUUGAACCAGCUGGCCCAGGAACAAGACCAGCUAGAGGUCAAACUCAAGUCUUAUGAAAAAGGGCAGACCCAACUGGCGCCAACACUGGAGGAAACACAGUGGGAAGUGUGCCAGAAAUCUGGAGAGAUCUCUCUACUGAAGCAGCAGCUGAAGGAAUCCCAGGGAGAUGUGAGCCACAAGCUGAACGAAAUCGUCAGCCUCAAAGCCCUCCUGAAAGAAACCAAAGCUAAAAUAGAGCCCAUGGAGCAGAAGGUCAGGGAGAUGGAGGAGUCUGUUCACAUGAGGACCAUGGAGGUGGAGGUAUGUGAGAAUGAGCUUCAGCGCAAGAAGAACGAGGCUGACCUCUUGAGGGAAAAGGUGGGCCAACUGGAGACAGACAUCCAGAACCUGAAUCGGGAUCUUGCCUUGGUCAAGGAGGAGUUGCAGAAAAACAAGCAGGAAGCCAGUGGUCGACGAGCAACAGGACAAGCCAAAUGUUAUUCAACUGGAGAGCAUGAGAUGGAAACCCUGCAAAAGGAGGUGGAAAGGCUGAAAGCAGAGUUAAAGGAAGAGAGGCAGAAGAGGGAGAAGAUGGUGACCAGUUUUCAGCAUGAGAGGCUGAUCUGGAACCGGGAGAAGGAAAAGGUGAUCAAGUAUCAGAAGCAGCUUCAGCACAACUACCUACAGGUGCACAAGAAGAACCAGGAUUUAGAGAAGAUCUUGAAGGAACUAACUGUGGAGCUGGAGAGUCGCACAGAGUUGGACAUUGACGUGCAAAGUGCAGACAUUCACUACGAGAAAAUUAUAGCCACGAAAAUUUGAACUUUUUUUUUUUUUACAAAAUCCAAAAUAGAAUAAAAGAAAAACUACAUUUUCUGAAGCACAUUGCUUGAGGUCUUAUCACAAGGGUUAACCCACAUCCAGUUACAUUUUCAUGGGCAUCAGGUUCUGUGCUUCAACUUUAAGUUGCUUAAUGGCUUUUCAUGCCAUAUCAACCACACUGCUUGAGGUCCCACUCUUUUGGUGGAUAGUACGUUAUCCAUUCAAUGGUCUUUAAUCCUGUCCCAUUUGGAAAAGUUACACAUUUUUCCCAAAUGGCUUCUUAAACUCAUAUACAUUUCUGAAAAAUAUAAUGUUUCAUAUGCUAAUAUGAGCUUCCUUUGAGAAGCCCUCUCCUUUGUAUUUGUCCUGGUAACAUUUUCAGAGGAAGUCUAUGUCUUUGUGUCAUUUAUCUGUCCAAUAUUUCAGUAAAGCAGGAUGACACAGUGAUAAGUGUUCUUCCUGGAAAGACCAGUAACACAGGAGUAUCUAAUGUAUAUUAACCAGCAUGAUAGAGGCUGCUCUAUCGUAGUUAUCAACAUGCCAGUAGGAAAGACCUACCCAAGCAUUUCUAUAAAUGAUGCAACUCCUUUCCAAGCACAUCAAUUUUCUAUGUAUUAUAUCUACCUACACUUCCACAUUCCAUCUGAAUGGCCAACUAUAUAAGCCCAACCUCAAAUCCAACCCAAACAUCUCCACUAUAUUUAUGGGAAAUAUUUACCCAGGUGCUUCCACAUGCCUAUGAGAAUUACACACAUAACAAGAACACUUGCUGGUUUUAUAGAAACCUCCCUUAACCAUCACCCCCCAAAUCUAGGCAUAACAUUCUCUAUACUGUUAAAAAUAUCUUCCCCCCACCCAAAACCUUUGCCCUGAUUCUAAACCAACUACCAAAACCAGUCCUUACCCUAGCUCAUAUCAUAAAGAGGAAGAUCCACUCAAUACUUGAAACAUUGUUCAAGCACCUUAGGCUUAUGGAAAGUAUACAGGGUCAUGCCACUGAAACAGCAACAAAGAACAACUACCGUGGAAACAGCAUUGCUUUAGUGCUGCAUGAUACUGAAGAACUAGUACAUUAGAUGCAGAAUUUGGCAGUUUCCGGAGCUAGUCAGGCAGAAGACAUUGAGCAUUUUGAGUCAUAGCCUGAUAGUACUCUGGAAACCUGACUCUGUUAAAAAAUAUAAAAAGAGAACGCUGACAAGAAUGAAGGAGUAGAGAUACUGAUCUUCUUUAGGGAGUGACUCCACUUGACUUAAAGAACACCUCAAAAAGUGUUUGUCAACGAGAUCCCAUUCAUAACUGUCUAUUUUCAAUGACAACAAGAGAGGAUAAAGGAGUUCCUUAAAUGCUGACACCCGGCUGCGCCCCAUUUGUUAUCCAGGUGCUAAAAAUGUUCACCACAAUGGCUUUGUUGAGUUGAAUUAACUACCUUUGGCGCUGUUGUUUUGGUAAUGAGCCAUGUAGGCCUUUGACAGCAGCCAUUUAAAAAAAAACUGCUGAAUUUAUCUUCUGGGGUUUAUGUUACUAUUUGUGUUCAUUUGUCUGGUGUUUCAUUGAGUAAGUAAUGACCAGAAAGAUUUUCAAGACUCAAAAGAGUGAUGAAGAAACAAUGGUUGUAAUGCAGAGAAAAUAACACCAGGUAGGAAGUAAUGGAGUUUUGAUGUUUUUAUAACCUCUUUUGUCUCUCACCUCUGGAGCACUGUGUUCGGGCUAGUGGACACUUGGCAGUGUCUGCUUGUGAGAGGCCCAGGACUGCAUGGGGUGUUUAGGUUAGGAGAGUCUCAGAGCUUUUAGGGAGCAUCUACUGGCAUCUGCCUGCUCCGUGCUUGACUGUAGACAAUCCAAAAUGAGACUUUCAACAAUUGUAAUCUAAUUACAAACCUAUUAGCCAUACAUUUCUGUCAAAUAUAGAGCCGUUGAUGCAGAGCAAUGCAAACUUAUGAGAUGUUAAGCAUGAAGUCAUACACAUAAACUGGCCAUUCGAUAGAUAACGAAGCAAAUCCAUUCCAUAUUGAAUUAAAAAAAAAUUAAAAAGUAAAAAUUCAGUUCAAAAUAAAAGUCCUAUGUAUUUCAUAAACUGGUUUUAUGCCAGUUUCUUUCACAUGCAAAAUGAUUAAAUCUGUUAAAGUAAUUAGAGUUACACAAAGCACCAGAAAAUACAACAGAUAAAUCAUUACUUUUAGCGUUGUUUCAGAAGGAAGGGGGUUCAAAUACGAUCAAGAGACGAAUACUCAUUUCUAAGAGGUUGUCUCUCACUAACUCAAUCAAAUCCUUUAUCUAAACCGGUAGAACCAGCUCAGGUUCUUAUUCACAGUGGUGUGAAACAAGGCAGGUGGAAUUAAGACUUGGUCAGGGCAGAAAGGAUUUUUCCAGAGUUGUAUUGAGCUGCAGUGGUAAAACCUGUCCUUCAGAUAAGUACCCCACCCUUUUAACGUUCAUGGAGCAGGCAUGAUGACUUGGAUUUAGAACUCUGUUCAAAGAUCCUCACCCCCGAGAGUACACAACCCCGGACUUUGCAUUGACUUUGUUUAGUGGUCUCCAUUCCAAGUACAAAACAGGCUCCACCUAGCUAAAAUGGAACAGCUGCAGGGCACUAAGCAUGAUGUUGCUUUAGCAUGUACUUCAGGUGUUGUUUUAGUUACCCUUAUAAGGUGUACAAUCAAAGGCUGCUUGGUGCCUGACAGGUGAACACCUGCUCUUUUAAUUGCAUUAUCUUUAAAAAAAAAUAACGGUUUACCUUUUACUCGGCUAAUGUUCUGCAGCAUUACAAUGUUCACUGAAUAUGCCAAAUUCUUUUUUUAAGGUUAUGCGUUUUUAUAUUAUUGUACACAAACCGCUUUGGUUGGAUCAGAUCACAGUGGUGAUGUAAAUAAAUUUCUCAGCUACUUCUACUCUGCAUGUUUGAUGAGUCACCAGCUUUUGAACGAAACAAACUGCCUAUUUAAUUGACUACCCUCCAACACUUUUGUAAAAAGACUGAAACGCUGCACAAAUGAUUAUAAACAACUGCUUUGCUAGGGGCUGGUGACACUUAAGGAAAAUAUUGGAAUUGCACUGUUAUUUAUGUACUGUA